Molecule: messenger RNA, 7319 nt
Organism: Amoebophrya sp. A120
Lineage: Eukaryota; Dinophyceae; Syndiniales; Amoebophryaceae
Source: the annotation of a GenBank genome assembly
GUAGUUGAUGACAACCAGCAUUUUGAUAUCUCCAAUCAACGGUCUAGUACUUCUUCCACCUGGGCAGCUGCUGCAACCGCUCGACACGGUGGAAUCACCCGCCCGCUACAAGCGGCAACAAGUAGAGCCCAGCAAAUUUUUGAGAGCAGCAACAGCGCGUCUGCGUCAUCCUCAUCACACCCGGCUGCCACGUCCAGCGAUGCGUGUCCAUCGGUGGCCGUUGUUAUUUCAACAACUACGCCGUCAUCAACGACUUCGCCGUCGACGCGGAGACGGUUUAAAAGUGAUAUUACUGUGCGAGUAGAUACACAUACAAUUCCUCGUGAGCCGCCCCUAUCUACUUCGAUGUUGGAAGCCAGAACCACUACCACACACCGAUCGCCCCGAGCUUCCGAUGAACAAGAUGAUUUUGCUGCGCCAGCUUUUUUACCGAGAAAUUCGUUGUCUGCUAGCCGUUCGUCCUCCUUGUCCCCCACAGGACGAGCAGGGGAUAUCACGACGAGGCCUUCUACUAGUACUAUCACCAACUACGAACAGACGCCUCUGCUGUACCAUCAUCCUGCAGAGGUGUUCAUACCAUCUCCUUCUCCUCUGUUCGACGACGGAGCUGCAUGGAACGAGGACCAUUACGAGGACCUAAUGCCCGGACUGUCUCCGCCCACGGCCGCUGUGCUGGUCCAUCGUCUCGGAAAGCAUCAUCCACGGGGAGGGACAAGCUCUGGCGCAGGCGGUGUUGAGGCAGAAGAGGUUGGUGUUCCAGUCUUCAACACAGUAGAACCGCCCGAAAGUAGAACUUUUACUACUGACCUUGAUGCUGCGACGCGCUCCCACGUUGUUGACGACCCUGCUCGAAGCCGGACGCCGAGUCCGGGCCUCCGGCAGCCGUUCUCUCGCGGUAGAGAGAGCAGCUGGAUCAACGAUUUCCCUUCCCGCGGUGUUGAAGCGUCGUCCGCCGGAGUGUCCUCGUUCGCCCCGCGCGGCUUUCGUGUUGGGAUGAGGCAAAAAGACGACCAGGAAAGUCCCCUGGUGAGAAGUUCGUAGGAAUGAGUUGUUGUUUGGUGAGGUUCACCAGCCUAUGAUGAAUUGUUGUUUGCUAUUUCAUCUGAGCAAAAAAUCUUGUCAGCAGAAGGAAAUGACCGCUCAUAGACCUCUACUUGUUGAACAAAAAAAAUCUUCGUAAAACCUCAGGUUCCUAGCACUUCCAUCGCCUCUGAGCAGGAAGCAUUUGAAAAGGAUCAUGGGGAACAACAACGGCGCGAGACAGAGCGCCCUGGAGGAGGUGUAGUUCAUCAUCCUCCUGUGCCUCGCUCGCUCGGCGUGGAGCAUCUCUCGAUGCCUCUCCAGGGCGCCUACGCAUCGAUUCGCUUCGGGGCCUCCUCUGGUCAGAAAGACGACGCACUUCAUCUAGAUGAACGCCAGUUCUUCUAUACGACGGGAGCAGCAGGAGCAUACGAGGAAGAAGUCUUCAUGAACAGCGAGCACCCACACAACCAGCCGGUUGCUCAUCUACCUGGAGGGAAGAACAUGUUCAAGGUCCAUCACCAACCCGAACCCGAGCAGGAAAUAAAUGGAGACAUUUACGGCAAGGUCGCCAGUGCGAAGCGGAAAUGCCGGUCUUGGGGAACCAGCGCGACGAGCGGCGAGGAAGUCUUUUCGCCGGCGGUGGAAAGUAGAGACAGUCCCACGACCGGUGACGUGAGCAGUAGCAGUACCUCCGCCUCUCCGAGUGCGGGACCGCCUGCUCCAGUGAUCGUGUCGGAAGAGGACCACUUCGACGGUUCUUCAGAAAUCACUCCCACAAUCGAUUCGGACUUGGACACAAGACCCAUCCUGAACGCAAUGAUCGUGCCGUCGUUUCCGGACGGGGGUGGAGAAGCUGACUGUGCAGCAGGGUAUGCAGCAAAAAAGUAUCGACGUUCUUCUACUCCUGGAUUUCGCAUGCCAAUUUUUUUCUUCAAGAACUAGAACAGAAAGUAAAUCUGUCAUGCAUAUCUGAAGAAGCAGCUCUUCUGUUCGGUCAUGCAAAAAGUGAAGCGCCGCAAUUAGGACGCCAGGCGAACGAUACUUUUGCAAUGCAUACAACUACAGCCUCAUCGGGACGAGAAACAACUGGCGCAAGAACAAGUAGACCUUCCUGCGAUGCGCACAAGACGAUGUUGAAGAAGAAAAGAGAGCCCCUUAUGUUCAACAAGAAAAAUGUUGUUUGCGACCGCAGACAUCAGAGUCAGGAGCUGUUAAUACAAACGCCUAUUACGCCGCUGACUCGCACGCCUUCCACCAUGCCGAAGACUUCGCCCUCUUUGCUGGCGGGGGACGAAGGCGGCAUCAGCUGGGAUGACAUGCAGUCGCUGCAAUCUUUUCGCUUAGACAGUGCAGCGGACACGACCAGCAGUCGCGAGCACACGCCGCUGAGCAGACUGGGACCACGGCAGUGGUCACGCACCAGCCUCGGGGCCGCGUCUUCUUCCUCCUCCAAUUGUCCCAGAGUCGUACCUAUCACAAAAGACCACCAGCUCACGAGUCCUCGUCCUCGGCACCGACUGAGCCGCCAGUUGAGCCCUCCGACAUUCGGAACGCCUCUACUGCCGCCACAGCUGGAUGAAGAAGGUUGUGAGCCGCGACAUCUAGAAGCUGUACCUGCAGGGGGAGCGGCUUUUCACAGAGGGGCAGGUCGGGGGGGCGGCUGCGGCAACUCGAGAACAACAACUUUUUCAUCCUCUUCUCUAUCUCUGGCUACUGAUGAUCUGGUACGUAUGAAGAACGUGUUGACAAGUAGGAACACGAGGAAAAGCAAAACGAAAUACAUGAGUGGCACAAACUUGAGUACCAUCGCAAGCGAGGCAGCGGAGGAGCAUUUCAGCUGUGAUGGAUCGCCACCUGCCAGCAGGCAGAUCACGGCCGAGGGCGCGAAGGCGAACAAGACCUGCUUUGCGGCACAGGAAGAACAAGAAGCAACUUUUACCACGACUCUGAACAACGAAGUAGUAGGUCAUCAUCCGUUAUUUGCAUUCCAGCAAAAAAGUGACGCCGGGAUAAAUGCGGCGCCUACUAUUUCUGGAUCGCCGGGGGCGCAACAUCAAGAUCUUAGAUCCGACGCCGCCGAGAUGUCGUCGAGCCCACUCCUGCUUCACAACUCCGAGCGUGGUCUCAGCCGGGGGCGCGCGUCCCGAAGGUCCUCGAUUUCUAGAUCCGACAGUGCUACUCUGGGCGGCACGACCACCCAGCGGUGGACACUGACGAAGGGAGAAGGGUCAAAUGCGAAUACCGCUACCGACAUGUCGGCUGAUGUCGCAUCGAGGAAAGCAAAUACAUUCAUACCUUCGACAUCAAAUUCAAAGCAGCAGCAGCAGCAGCAGCGCAGUCAAGGAAGCGACGAGUGCUCCACCUCUAGCAUCACGCCAGCACUAGUUCUUUCGUUGUCCGGCGGAGUAUCACAUGCGCAAAAGCGACCGGAAAGGGUAAGGGAAACGAAACAGCAACAGCAGCCACAAUGCCCAGAAGUCAUUGCGCCUCGUCCACCUCCUCUGUGCGCGCAACUACUGGAGGAGCACGUGGAAAGGGAGGAAAGAGAGAGGACUUGGAAGAUCAUGAGUGGUGAAAGUGCUGACAAACUGCACGAUGACGGCACCGAUGGACCACAGACACUGUCGCGCGCGUUUGUUCAUACAUUCGCAACAUCGGCAUCGGCGUCCCACCCGUUCCAAUUUUCCUCCGAUUCCCUGCCACUGAAAAUGAUUAUGUCGCCACCAGCGCCAGCAGCACCGAGAGAAAAUAAACAAAGGCACGAGCCUACCAAGGAUCUCGGCUCAGCUGGUGCAUCUCGUCCCGUCGACCCCCAGUCCUCACAUGGGGCCUCGAAUGAGGGGGCGAACAGGAUGGUUGCCGAGCCCGAGGCAAUGACGCUCGUGCAUGAUGAUUGUCACAAUGCAGGAGAGGAAGUUGCACGUACUGGUGGCGUCGACCUCGAGCAAUGCCAAUGCGAAAGCGUGCUAGAAGUUGGGCGGAACGAACUUUCGUCUUUUUGUUCUUCAUCACCUGCGGCAGCACAUGAACCGGGGGCACUCGACGUACCAGAUACUAGAAGUUGCGGUGCAUCGAAUAACAUUACCGUUGACAUCAAAACGAGGCCGCUGUUAUCCGCCGCCAUGGCUGUCCAGGAGCAGUUGUGCGACGAGUGCGAGGGUAACAUACUUGUUCGUGAUGAAGACGACAACGAAUUUUCGAGGCAAGGAAGCGGAAAUACGACGGGUAGCACGUGGUCGCAGCACUGCACUUCAUCCCUCGGGACGAGCGAAGCUGAGGUCGAGAGGCAUUACGGUCGCUGUGUUGUAGGGCGAUAUAAAAAUCCUGCAGUUGAUGUCUCGGGACCUUUGCAGGAGCCCAUCUGCGAUGAUAUUACGAGAAAACUGCAAGAUCUGCAGUUGGAAGAACCUCAGCGCGACAAUGAGCAAGACGACCAUGCUGCAGGAAGCGCCACGAAAGGAGUGCUGAGUUGUAGACGAGAGCGAGACGAACGAGAGGCAAAGCUGCACACGAUUAAGGUCCUCGAACAGGAGUCAUACCAGUUGCCGAGUGGUUUAGGAGGUCCUGUUCCUGCACGCCGCGAUGAAACUGCUGAACCGUUGGUGCAAGAAGAAGAACAUCAGCGGCGACACGAAAUAAAUCCAAACCAGCAGCAGGAGCCUAGAUCAUGUUGUGGUCAACAGGAAGAUAGAGGUAGAGAAGAACAAAAAAUAGCAAGUACUGCAACAAUUUAUCCGUCAUCUCCGACCGGCAAGACGCUGUUGGACCACGUGAUUGAACAAAAGCCCUGUGCUCAGACGUCGUCGCAACAUCAAGAAACUUCCUGUGCCACAAAGCUGAAAGACGCUGCCGCGUGUCUGUCCGUCAAUUGCCUGCCCGGGGAUUGCGGGAAAGACGUAAUCAUCGCGGCCCACAAUGGAACGGUAAGCGCGUGUCUGAAUGAAAAUUGCAUUCGCGUGCCCCUCGAUACCAUCCUGACCGCGUGCUUCCAGCCGACGGCAAAAACGUGGGCUGACUGCAGGAAAGCGGUUCGGAGGGUAAAGGGAAAGCUGUUGGAUAGAGCGCAGGGAUUCUCGGAAAGGAUGGGGUUUGGCAAGUAUCACUGGGAGAAUCAAGGCGACUUUGUCCGGCAGUGCAGCAGCGGGGGAAGCAGUAUUUGCAGCGGUGCUGAAAGCGGUUGCUCACCAUCACCAGCUCCUUCGAGGUCGAGGAGUGCAUCGCCGACUAGGCCGCGUGCUGCUUCUAGUGACGAUGCGACCUUGCAGGAGGUUGAAGGUUCACCUAAAAUGAAUAACGCCUGCGACGCCCGACGAACUGCCGCUGCUCCCGCCAAAAAAGACGACUCAUCUGGGUUGCGAACAAAAGAACGUCCUCCGCAGCGUUCGUGCAAGAAGAAGAACAUGAAAAUUGCCUCCUGGGCCUUCCAAGAAGGACACUUUCUCGGGUGUUUUCCGUUUUUGCAGUGUCGUACGGAACUACCGGAAAUGGAGCCUGAUCGGUCGCCAAAUCAGAGCGAGACGGCAAGGGCUCGGUCGCUGAGUCCAGGCCGCAGAAAAGCACUAGUGCCGAAAAAAGCUGCAGGGGCGGGACCGGCGAGGGCCAGGGGCACGGGCAGAGCAGCUCCUGCGCCUAUGGAAAAUGUUGCUCCGUAAGGUCCUCUCUGGCGAGCGGGGAGUUGGCGGGGACUGCGAGUGGUGCUAUAAUUAACCUGAGAAACACCUCAGAUUGGAUUUCGCGGCCUGAAGUCUAUUAUCGUGUGGACAAGUGUAGUUUUGCAUUCGUUUUCUUCAACUAUGAGGACAAGAUUUUGCAAUGGGCGUUUAUAUCAUCGUUUCAUCUUAUUUUGCCAUCGGGGCUGCAGCAUAAGUUUUUUUCCUAGUUUGAACGGCGGAAAAAGUUUUUGUUACCGCGCAGCGGCAUCUACGAGUGGUUGAUGGCAUAGUUGUCUGCUACCAUGUAGUCACGCUAUGCAGGAGAGUAGAUUCUGCACAUGAUCCAAUAGUUUCUUUUGGUUACUGUGCAACGUUUCCAGCGCACACUUUUAUUUCGCGAGGGGCCCAGAGAUACCUCUGCGGAAUCACGAUGCUCGCAAGCGCAACCGAAUAAAGAAGGAGUAUGAACGUAAGUACUUUUUUCAGAGAGCAAAGUUUUGAAGGCAGCAAGCAAAAGCAUUUAGGUCGUUCUCAGACAACCUACAGCAGUUUGGUCUGACCCUAAAGAAUAUUUAGCACUACUAGACGAGCGUAGAUGGGGCCCGCUCGUCUUCCCAUGAUCGUUUCUCUGAGAAAUACUCCGAUAGCCCGAUUAUACUGCUCAGCCAUCAGCAGUUUGUCACUUUCAUUUUCCAGCAGCGUCGCAUACAACGCAUUGCGACUUGAAUUAGAUCCCAUUUAGACGAGUCGAUUUCAUUUCACUAGUUGGACCGGUGGCAAAAAGUGUUGGCAGAUGACAAGAAUUCUUCGUCUGCUAACUGUAACUUGUGAAAAAGCAGCUGGAUGAAAAUAAGAAAGAGCUCGUACCAGUAAAAUUCCAGGCGUAAUACUACGAAGGCGAAAUAAAGAGUAAUUUAUGAAAGUACAAGUAGUUAUAUUCCUUCGUUCUUCUUGAUGUCUACUCAUUAUCGCGUCUUCAGUAUUGGCAACCACGAGCGAGCGACAAGAUAGAAUAAAUUUGGCAGGAUUUCUUUUUUUUGAUGUGCGAUACUAGGUCGUCGUAGUAGAAGAUUUAUGAAGUAUAUGCCUGGUCGUCCGAGUAAUCCGACUUCUCAACAACAUUGAUUCAGAUCGGCCGCUUUGUUUUAGGGGUGCUGGUCACAGCUAUCACGAAGCGUCCCGAACCCUAUCCACUAGCACAGGAAAAACACGACAAAAACUAUGUAUGCCGAUAAAAAUGUGAUCUUUUCUUUGGAAAUCUACUUGGCAGAGCAUCUAUUACGCUCUUUCUCUUUAUCUGUUGAUACAAACGAAAUUCAAUCCUGACUCUCCACCGGCGCAUGUUGAGUUCGUUGUAUCGAAUAGCAUAAGAGUAGAAAAAAUAUUUCGCAAAAAUUUGUUCUGGAAACCCCCAAAGAAUCAAGAUUUUCACUUUUCGUAUUUUUCCUACAUGUAAGUAUGAAAUGUAGAUAAAGAUGAGGCAUGGUACAACCGAAUUUAUCAUUAUCGUCAAGGAGGUCCGCGUCCGCAAGCAGUACCAGUAGCAAACUAACCUCAAAGAAUUUGAAUUGAAAAUUUCUGAGGGUUGUUGGAUUUUGAUUUUUUCUUUUUCGUAGUGAAAAUACAAAUAGCUGCAAAAGAAUG